Messenger RNA from Wasmannia auropunctata (little fire ant), 392 nucleotides. RefSeq lists its product as uncharacterized. Gene Ontology annotation, biological process: sensory perception of taste. Gene Ontology annotation, cellular component: membrane. The record is from RefSeq and is a predicted model, not a curated record. The transcript is spliced from 4 exons. The annotation marks the transcript as partial. Lineage: Eukaryota; Metazoa; Arthropoda; Insecta; Hymenoptera; Formicidae.
AUGGCAUGCUAUUUUGGUUGGCUAGUGUUCGAUAUCCGUGCAACUUUCUAUGCAAUACUUAUUGAUAAUUACGUAAAAUCUAAUAAACUAUAUAUAACAAUGACCAUAAUAUGGAUUUCUCAUAAUAUUUCUAAAUUUCUGCUCUUUAAUUACGUGUGCGAAACAAUUAGUACCAAGGCAAGUGCAACAGCAAAUUUACUAAAUAGAUUAUUGUAUUCCAAUUAUGAUGUUGAAAUUCGUGAAACCAUUUCACAAUAUUCAUUACAAAUUAUACAUAUGCCACUUAGAUUCUACGGAAUAGGACUUUUCCAAUUUGGCUUCCAAUUUCUUUACAAGUUCGUCCUGUCAAUUGCGACUGUUUUAGUUAUAGUGAUACAAGCGCGCGAAAAUAU